This is a messenger RNA of Hibiscus syriacus, 1254 nucleotides long. RefSeq lists its product as uncharacterized. Bases 23 to 949 code for a protein of 308 amino acids. NCBI's taxonomy places the organism in Eukaryota, Viridiplantae, Streptophyta, Magnoliopsida, Malvales, Malvaceae. The record is from RefSeq and is a predicted model, not a curated record. The transcript has 2 exons.
AGCUUUGGGUUCGGUGAAGAGAAUGGCUCCUCGCCCACCUUUUAAGCAAUCUGCGAUAACUCCCUUGCCUCUUCCUUUAACUCUCACCCAGUUUUCUUCCCAAAAAAACAUGUUCGAUCCCAGCAAAGAACACCCCGAAUCUUUUGUCACUUUGUCGGAUCACUUAAGAUUUAGUAGUAGUUAUGGCUAUGCCAAGAACAACGAUUCUAAAGCCACAAAAACAGCUCAGAAACAUGCAAAUUACAGCAGCUGGAACGAUGAAUCUGGGAUUUCCAGUCCUCCUCUAUGGAAGACUAGUCCUCAACAUGAAAAGAUCACCGAUUACCACUGCCUUUCGCCGUCUUCGAGAGCUCAGGCCAUCGCCAGAGGCCAGCGGGAGCUUAUGGAAAUGGUUAGUAAAAUGCCCGAGUCUUGUUAUGAACUCACGUUGAAAGAUCUCGUUGAACAUCAACAGCAGCAGUCGGUGGUCGGUGAGCCGAAAGAGGAGAGUUUCGCCGGAGGAAGAAGUUCGAGUUACAAGAGCGAGAGGCAGAACAGUCAGAAGCAGCAGAUUAAUAGGAGCGGGAGCUUGGAUAACGGAGGGUUUCUUCUGAAAAUGGUGUUUCCAGUUUCCUUGGGGUCUAAGAAAAAGAACAUCGACAAGAAGAAGAAUGAUUGUAACACAAGUAACAAUUCCAAAGUUUCUCCAAAGCCAACUGUAGCAGAUGCAUCUAGUAACACAUCAGAAAAAGAUUGGUGGAAGAAGAGAUCGGAGUCCAGCGAGAGCGACGGCGGUGGAUCGACUAUAAACAGCGGAGGCACCAAGAGCAACCGUGGCAGCAGCAGUAGCAGCGGCGGCAGUGGCAGAAGCAACAGCUGCCGGAGCAUCAGCAGUACUACCAGCCACAGGUAUAGAAGGAAAGGGUGCUUGGCUUUCAUCUUCUCCAGGACACCCAAAACAUCGCGGUAAAAGAGAUCAGCCCAUCUUUAAACAUGGCGUUUCAACGAUUAAACAUUAUUAAAUAAUGUUAAGUGUUUAGUUUUAAGUACAUACAGGGGAUUGCCGCAGCAGAGAGAAAUGCAGCUGUCUGUAUAAUAUUCAGAGUGUAGUUUUUUAAUUUUCUUUCUUCGCUUGAGAUUGAAGAUGAGUCGUGAUUUUGCUUCCCAAGAUGCUGCCUUUUCUGCUUCAAGUUUGUUUGAAAUGAGAGCAACAAAAUGAUUGCAGUGGAAUUUUCUUACCACAUCCAUGUCUAACACGUAGCUGUUUAGAGGAUA